CGCGUUAACAUUGCUUAAGUCAAGUAUUGGUUUAAAAUUAAUUAGAAACUAGUAUUAAAAGUUCCAACAAUAGGUUCAAACCUGUUUAUAAUAAAAUUCCAUUUUUCUUAAGAAAAUUAUUGUUUCGCUUAUGAUGUCAACUUCCAAUACGAAUAUCAUUUAUUUCGGAAUAUGGGUUAUUUUAAUACAAAUUCUCCGGACAGAAGCGCUUCCUACAGAUUCUGAUAGUUCGGGAAAUGAAAAUAAAUGUCAGUUACCGGAACAUUACCUUAAUUUGGUGGCUCGUUUGCAUCCACAGAAUGAGACGAUACCUUUUGGCAGUUGGGUAGACAAUUAUGAAAUUGUUCACUUAGAUUGUUCGAAUGGUGAUCGCCUCGAAACCAAAGAGAGUUUAAAUUGCCAAAAUGGUGAAUGGAUAGGAACAUUUCCCACAUGUGAUCAAUAUUGUGAUGCUGAGCAAUUGCUUGGCUUAUCCACAUUUCAUAAGUGCAUUAACAAUGAUACCACUGUACUGGAGUGUCAACGUGUGGAAAUGAAUUCUGAGGUAAUUAUUGGAUGUAACAUCGGCUAUCAAGGUUUCGGCAACGAUUCGCCACGAAUGCAAUGCACCUCCGAUGGUAAGUUCACCGAUAAACGUCCCACUUGUAACAUCGAUUGCGGAGUUCCUCGACCCAAUACGGCGUUAACGCUCGGAGAACUCGCUGUAGAGUAUAGUGAGAUGCCCUGGCAAGUCGCCAUUUAUCAAAAAACAGAUAAGGUGAACUAUAAAUUCGUUUGCGGUGGAUCCAUUGUAUCGCCGAGUGUAAUUGUAACAGCUGCCCAUUGUUUUUGGGAUGCCGUCGUAGAAGACAAAAUGCACGUUGGCUUCUUUCAGGUGGUCGCCGGUAAAUAUUAUCGCGACUACGAUAUGACUAAGGAUCCAGCUGCCCAAGCUGCAGAUGUUGCUGAAAUUGUAAUAUCUUCAAGCUUUCGCAAGGAAACAGACAAUUUCCUUGGGGACAUUGCGGUUGUUAAAUUGAAGAAACCUUUUAUCUUCAAUGACAAUAUAUCAGCCGUGUGUCUAAACAUCAAACCUAUCGCCGAUCUUGAUGUACCAAAUAAUCAAGAUGGCGCAGUUAUGGGUUAUAAUAAAGAAGAAGAAAACAUUUUUCGACGACUGCCUAUGAAAUCACUGUCUCAUCAUACUUGCCAAUUAAAGGAUAGGCUCGCAUCUUUAGCUAAUGAUAAAUUUUGCUUGCAAAACGAAGAUGAGGCGACCUUAUGUCGUGGUGAUCCUGGCGGCGGUUUUGUAGCUUAUAAUUCAGAAAUAAAACGUCACGAACUAUUGGGCAUUAUUAGUUAUACACGUUUCCGUAAUGCCGAAUGUGUUCGCGAAGGAAUUCUAACAGCAACCAACGUCAAUUAUAUAAGCGACGAAGUCAUACAGAAACUGGAACAGUUCAAGCAAGAAGACAAAGCCUUGUUUUAGAAUUUCAAUUUCUCACUUUCUAAUAAUAAAA
Molecule: messenger RNA, 1499 nt
Organism: Glossina fuscipes
Lineage: Eukaryota; Metazoa; Arthropoda; Insecta; Diptera; Glossinidae
Product: modular serine protease-like
Exons: 4
Coding region: 131-1468 (445 amino acids)
Biological process (GO): proteolysis
Molecular function (GO): serine-type endopeptidase activity
Source: RefSeq, a predicted model, not a curated record